AUGCAUAAUUCCAAGAAGGAAGUAGUGACUCAUAUGUUAUCUUGGGUAUUUUUUUUUAAAGUGGAAUCGAAAAGAGAGAAAGAGAUGUCUCACGGGUCUAUGAAGGACCAGACCCUGAUGUGGCAGCAAAAUUCAUACAUGGGAGACUCCGGAAUAAAUUCAGGAGUGACCACGCAAGCUCCUUCGCUGACCGGAAAAGAAGAAGAAAUGGAGGAGCAAUUGAUGUUUGAUUUGGAUCAAGAGUUCACUCAGGGAUUCACUCAGGAACAAGUGGACGAAAUGAACCAACAAUUGAGCCAAACGAGAUCGCAAAGAGUGAGAGCAGCCAUGUUUCCGGAAACCCUGGAAGAAGGAAUCGAAAUUCCUUCGACGCAAUUCGAUCCGGGUCAACCGACAGCGGUCCAAAGAUUGGCAGAACCGAGUCAAAUGUUAAAACACGCCGUUGUGAAUUUGAUAAAUUAUCAAGACGACGCGGAUCUCGCGACGAGAGCCAUACCGGAAUUGAUAAAAUUGCUAAACGAUGAAGAUCAAGUGGUGGUUUCCCAGGCCGCCAUGAUGGUGCACCAGUUGUCUAAAAAAGAAGCGUCUCGUCACGCAAUAAUGAACAGUCACCAGAUGGUGGCAGCCUUGGUUCACGCCAUAUCCAGCAGCAACGAUUUAGAAACUACGAAGGGAGCUGUAGGAACGCUUCACAACCUUUCCCACCACAGGCAAGGGUUGCUUGCAAUUUUCAAAAGCGGAGGAAUCACGGCUCUCGUAAAACUGUUGAGUUCUCCGGUAGAAUCCGUGUUGUUUUAUGCCAUCACGACGUUGCACAAUCUUUUGCUACAUCAAGAGGGUUCGAAAAUGGCCGUCAGAUUGGCAGGCGGUCUGCAAAAAAUGGUGGCUCUCCUUCAAAGAAACAACGUGAAAUUUUUAGCCAUCGUUACGGAUUGUCUUCAAAUUCUCGCGUACGGCAAUCAAGAAUCGAAAUUGAUAAUCCUGGCAUCUCAAGGACCCAUCGAAUUAGUUCGCAUCAUGCGAUCUUACGACUACGAAAAAUUACUGUGGACGACUUCGAGAGUUUUAAAAGCACUUUCUGUGUGCGUGAGCAAUAAGCCGGCGAUAGUCGAGGCCGGAGGCAUGCAAGCACUGGCCAUGCAUUUGGGACAUCAAAGUCAGAGACUCGUUCAAAAUUGUCUUUGGACGCUGAGAAAUUUAUCGGAUGCGGGUACGAAAGUUGACGGACUCGAAGCAUUGCUUCAGAGUUUGGUUCAGUUGUUAGCGUCGACGGACGUGAACGUGGUGACGUGCGCAGCCGGAGUGUUAAGUAAUUUGACGUGCAACAAUCAACGCAACAAAGUGACCGUGUGUCAGGUGAACGGAGUAGACGCUUUGGUGAGAACCAUCGUGAACGCAGGAGACAGGGAAGAGAUCACGGAACCAGCCGUGUGCGCUCUGAGACACUUGACUUCGAGACACGUCGAAGCGGAAAGAGCUCAAAACGCAGUUCGUCACAAUUACGGUAUUCAAGUGAUAGUAAAACUUCUUCAUCCUCCGAGCAGGUGGCCACUGGUGAAAGCGGUCAUAGGAUUGAUCCGCAACCUGGCACUAUGCCCGGCGAACCACGCUCCGUUGAGAGAACACGGAGCAAUACAUCAUUUAGUCAGACUUUUGAUGAGAGCAUUCCAGGAUACGCAAAGACAAAGAUCGUCGGUUGCGAGCAGCGGGAGUCAGCAACCGGGAGCAUACGCGGACGGGGUCAGAAUGGAAGAAAUCGUCGAGGGAACGGUCGGAGCUCUUCACAUUCUAGCUCGGGAGUCUCACAAUCGCGCCAUCAUACGCGGUCAACUCGUGAUUCCGAUAUUCGUUCAACUUUUGUUCAACGAAAUCGAAAACAUUCAAAGAGUGGCCGCCGGGGUUCUUUGCGAAUUGGCUUCGGAUAAGGAAGGAGCAGAAAUGAUAGAGCAAGAAGGAGCCACGGCUCCGUUGACAGAACUUCUUCAUUCCAGAAACGAAGGAGUCGCGACGUACGCGGCAGCCGUUUUGUUCAGAAUGUCUGAAGACAAACCCACCGAUUACAAGAAACGACUUUCUUUAGAACUCACGAAUUCGCUUUUCCGCGAAGAUCAAAACAUGUGGAACGGAGGCGACAUAGGAAUGGCUCCCGAUAUUCAGGACAUGUUAGGGUCGGAUCAAGGAUAUGACGGUAUGUAUGGCCAAAGUCCCCCAUCCGUUCACAGCAGUCACGGAGGAAGACAGUACGGAAAUCAGGGCUAUGACACGCUACCAAUAGAUUCAAUGCAAGGAUUAGAAAUCGAUAGUCACGGUCCCGGAUCGAACUAUGGUCCCCUCGGGGACGUCGGAGGAGAUUCGACCGCGUUGGAUUUCGAUCAUUUGGACGAUUUGCCUCAACCCCCCCAAGACAACCAUCAAUUGGCCGCGUGGUACGACACAGACCUUUAG
Molecule: messenger RNA, 2445 nt
Organism: Pediculus humanus corporis (human body louse)
Lineage: Eukaryota; Metazoa; Arthropoda; Insecta; Psocodea; Pediculidae
Product: Armadillo segment polarity protein, putative
Exons: 11
Coding region: 1-2445 (814 amino acids)
Biological process (GO): positive regulation of transcription by RNA polymerase II; cell adhesion
Cellular component (GO): adherens junction; catenin complex
Molecular function (GO): protein phosphatase binding; alpha-catenin binding; transcription coactivator activity
Source: RefSeq, a predicted model, not a curated record